Messenger RNA from Rhagoletis pomonella (apple maggot), 285 nucleotides. RefSeq lists its product as uncharacterized. The record is from RefSeq and is a predicted model, not a curated record. The transcript is spliced from 2 exons. The coding region runs from base 1 to 285 and encodes 94 amino acids. NCBI's taxonomy places the organism in Eukaryota, Metazoa, Arthropoda, Insecta, Diptera, Tephritidae.
AUGGCUAAUCAAAAUGGGCACCUAGUUAUGCUUGCAUUGCAAAAUCUAGAAGGUCAAACGGUCACCAAAAUUGCAACGCAUAUCGCUGACGCAGCUUGCGUGCCUCCCAAUAAUGAGGUCAAGGAAACGGUGAUCGUUUCAGAAGAAGCUAGCGAACUAGAACCGAAAGCUAAUAAGGAUAAUGGUGGCGAGUCGGAAGAUCGUGGUAUGCGGCUACGAAAGAGACGCGUUGCUCGUAACCAGAGCCGCAGUCGACGCACUUCGAGACGUCGUGGACGCCGCUAA